GUUGGUUAGUUUUAUAAAUAGAAACCUCUCAGCCCUUCAUGCUUCCAUUUUCUCUGCAUCUCUUCUGCUCAGAGAAAUUAUACCUCAAAACCCAGUUUCCUUUUGUUGCUGUUCUUAAUUAAUUAUCAUACUUUUCAACCUCUUUUUUCUUUUCUUUUUUUCUCCAGUUAGCAACCAUGGUGUACCCCAAUGAAUUCCAAGAGAACUCGAAGAAAAUGGGGAGGGGAAAGAUCGAGAUCAAGAGGAUCGAAAACACUACGAAUCGUCAAGUUACCUUCUGCAAAAGGCGCAAUGGUUUGCUCAAAAAGGCCUAUGAAUUAUCAGUUCUCUGUGAUGCUGAAGUUGCUCUGAUUGUCUUCUCCAACCGUGGUCGCCUCUAUGAGUAUGCUAAUAACAGUGUUAAAGCAACAAUUGACAGGUACAAAAAGGCUUGCGAUUCCUCCCAUACAGGAUCAGUUUCUGAAACUAAUACUCAGUUCUACCAGCAAGAAUCUGACAAACUACGCAAAGAAAUCCAGAAUUUGCAGAAAAUGACUAGGCAUAUGAUAGGUGAAUCGCUGGGAGGAUUGUCUACGAAGGAGCUAAGGGGCUUGGAGUCUCGUUUAGAAAAAGGAAUCAGCAAAAUCCGUUCCAAAAAGAAUGAGCAGCUCUUUGCAGAAAUUGAGUAUAUGCAGAAAAGGGAGAUUGACUUGCAGAAUAAUAACCAGUUCCUCCGAGCAAGGAUAGCUGAGAAUGAGAGGAAGAUGCAGAACAUGGAGUUGAUGCCUGGAGGAUCUAACUUUGAGGCCAUGACUUCUCAGCCAUUGGACUCUCGAAGCUACUUUCAAGUCAAUGGCUUACAACCCACUAAUCAUUACCAACACCAGGACCAGAUGUCCCUUCAAUUAGUGUAAGAUGGUGGGGGACUAAAGUGGACACUUUUAAGGUUUCAUCAGCUGUUUCUGAGUAUUUUGUGAGAUGAAGGUAGCAGUAAGUACCCAGAAAAUGCUAUAAGGCAGGACCCUAGAAUUCUUCUGCCAUGAAUUUAGCUAUGUCAAGUGUGUGUAAUGUGCAAGACUGAUAAAAAAAGUUUGCUUCUCAGACAAGAAGUCCUUUUCCAUACAUGUUUAGAACAUGGACUAUAAUUCUACAAAGAUUAUCCGUCAUGAGCCUUGUUAUAUCUCA
This is a messenger RNA of Hibiscus syriacus, 1164 nucleotides long. RefSeq names its product agamous-like MADS-box protein MADS1. Bases 177 to 893 code for a protein of 238 amino acids. The transcript is spliced from 9 exons. Gene Ontology annotation, biological process: positive regulation of transcription by RNA polymerase II. Lineage: Eukaryota; Viridiplantae; Streptophyta; Magnoliopsida; Malvales; Malvaceae. The record is from RefSeq and is a predicted model, not a curated record. Gene Ontology annotation, cellular component: nucleus. Gene Ontology annotation, molecular function: protein dimerization activity; RNA polymerase II cis-regulatory region sequence-specific DNA binding; DNA-binding transcription factor activity, RNA polymerase II-specific.